Zingiber officinale is the source of this 614-nucleotide messenger RNA. RefSeq lists its product as uncharacterized. Lineage: Eukaryota; Viridiplantae; Streptophyta; Magnoliopsida; Zingiberales; Zingiberaceae. Gene Ontology annotation, cellular component: kinetochore microtubule. The coding region runs from base 1 to 585 and encodes 194 amino acids. Gene Ontology annotation, biological process: regulation of mitotic spindle organization; cell plate assembly; regulation of microtubule nucleation. The transcript is spliced from 4 exons. Gene Ontology annotation, molecular function: gamma-tubulin complex binding; protein binding. The record is from RefSeq and is a predicted model, not a curated record.
AUGCGGUUCGUGGAUUCAUCAGUUUCGCUUCUCGCCACUUGCGGCAGCGACACCGUCAAGCUCUUCGACGUCACGGUGGAUGUCGGCGAUCCCUACACCCUCAGCUACACGCUUUCCCCCGGAUCUCAAAUCAACUCCGUCAAGUGGAACCACACCAACCUAGUGGUUGCUAGUGCUGGUGACGAUAAAAAGAUAUCACUUUGGAAUAAAAAUGGCCAAAGUAUGGGAUCCUUUCCUUCUCACGGCAGCGACCUUGCUGAUGACAUUGAGGAAUCGAAGACCCAGCUUCUCAUUUGGUGUCAUGCUAAAAAUAUUCAUUCUUGCUAUGUUGGGUAUAACAAUUCAGCAAAAUGUAUACUACGUUGGACUCCAUCUCAUUUCUCCAACUGUUGCCAGUGCCUUGGGCAAUGUCAUUCCUGCUUUUACUUUCUUAUUGGCAAUUGUACUGAGGAUGGAAAAGCUCAACUUGAAGACUGUAAGAGGGAGGGCCAAGCUUGCAGGGGCCAUCUUCUGCAUCACUGGUGCCCUGAUCUUCACAUUUUGGAAAGGUCAUUUUGUUGGGGGCCUUUGUUACUUCACCUAUGAUCCAACUUCAUUUCGAAAGUCCUGAGAAA